Messenger RNA from Dinoponera quadriceps, 1990 nucleotides. RefSeq names its product BTB/POZ domain-containing adapter for CUL3-mediated RhoA degradation protein 3. The transcript is spliced from 4 exons. NCBI's taxonomy places the organism in Eukaryota, Metazoa, Arthropoda, Insecta, Hymenoptera, Formicidae. Bases 444 to 1322 code for a protein of 292 amino acids. Gene Ontology annotation, biological process: protein homooligomerization. Gene Ontology annotation, molecular function: protein binding. The record is from RefSeq and is a predicted model, not a curated record.
CAAUUAGGAUUGAGAUUGGAUUGCAAUUUAACGAAUCAGAGGGAAAUUCACCAAAUUUAAGUUAAACUCACUCCGAUUGGUGAAAUCUCAAUCUGAAUCCUAAUCCGUAGUGCGACAAGGGCCUCUUGAAAUUGGUCGAGCGAGGGCGCAGACGUGGUGGGCACUUUCGCGGUGGCUGUCAUUCGGCGCAUCCGCCGUUAGUUCGCUGCGCCCGAGGUAGAUCGCAAUCAGCAGCGGAUGCGGGAAAUGGAGCGAGAUGGUAGCACGUUAGAAUGCGCGUCCUGUUCCGAUGUCAGCGGACAUAAGUGAGAGCGGUUCAUCGACGCGACACUCGGCAGCCCCGCACAUCGUCGUUUCGUCGCGGCCUCGGUAGUCCGUCGGUCACACGCUGCACCCGAUUGCGCGAUCGAUACUCCCUCCUCGCUCGCUCCGGAUCGUCCGUAAUGUCGGGUGACCACAAGACGGUGAUCAAGUAUCCCUCGGAGUACGUGAAACUGAACAUCGGUGGCUCGCUUCACUACACCACCAUAGGCACCCUGCAAAAACAUGACACGAUGCUGCGCGCGAUGUUCAGCGGGCGCAUGGAAGUGCUCACCGAUUCCGAAGGUUGGAUACUGAUCGAUCGCUGCGGCAAGCACUUCGGGACGAUUCUGAAUUUCCUGCGUGACGGCUCGGUCCCUCUUCCGGACAGCUCGAAGGAAAUGGCGGAGCUGCUCGCCGAGGCCAAGUACUAUUGCAUCAGCGAGCUGGCCGAGUCCUGCGAGCAGGCGCUUCAACGGAAGGAGCGCGAAGCGGAGCCCAUCUGCAGGGUUCCCCUCAUCACCUCUCAGAAGGAGGAGCAGUUGCUCAUAAGCAACACCACCAAGCCUGUGGUCAAGCUACUCAUUAACAGGCACAACAAUAAAUAUUCCUAUACAAGCACAUCGGACGAUAAUCUGCUGAAGAACAUCGAGCUGUUCGACAAGAUGUCGCUUAGAUUCAGCGGUAGGGUGUUAUUCAUCAAGGACGUGAUCGGCUCCAGCGAGAUCUGCUGUUGGACAUUCUACGGACACGGCCGUAAGGUGGCCGAAGUUUGCUGUCACUCGAUCGUAUACACAACCGAUAAGAAGCAUACAAAGGUUGAAUUCCCGGAGGCUCGGAUAUACGAGGAAACGUUGAACAUUUUGCUGUACGAGCACCGGAACGGCCCGGAUCAGGAGCUGAUGCAGGCGACGUCGUCGCGCGGCGCGGUCGGCAGCGCCCUGCCGUGUACAUCCGACGAGGAAGAGGGCGAGCGUUCAGGCCUGGCUCGCCUCCGCUCCAACAAACAGAAUACCAACUGACACACUCUUGUCAGUGGCAAUCCGUCGCAUCCCGCGAUCCUUAGCGUCGUUCGCUCUUUUAAGAUACGAGUCCAUAUAAAGUAAGACGAAACUCCAGAGACUGGGUGUAACAACGCUCCAGCAGCCUCGGCUGAAUCUUCUUUCCCCUUUACCCCGUACGGCUAUCUCUUACAUCACACACACACCAUACAAUUCAUACACCCUGUUCCAGUAAUUUAACAUGUAACGCAAGACGGAAUGACAAAUUCGUGUGUCUUUGAAUUUCCUUUCCGCCACUGUUUCUUCCUAUAACGAGUGUGUUUGUGUAAACGUGCAAAUAUAAGAAUGGCAUCUUGAUAUCAUUCUCGUGAAUCAUGAAGAGAAUGUAAGUGCGUCACGCGCUCGCUGUUCAUGUGCCAAAUCGUUAUUAGAUCCAAAAAAAAAGGAAAAAAAACGAGAAUAAGCCAAUACACACAUAUAUAUAUAUGUUGCCAUUCUGCGUGACUGAUGAUAAAAUUAUUUAUACUCUAUAACAACUUUUAAGCAGUCAUUUAGAUUAAUCAAAUUGUUAUGAAAAGGUUUUUGUGCAAAACUAGGACUGUGUUGUUACCUGUUGUAAGUAUUAUUAUAUUGUAAGUAUUAUUAUUUUAUUAUUUUAAUAUUCUCAUUUCUCAUUGUCAUCAUCGUUG